AAAGACGUCUCCUACACUCCGCGAGUCUCUGGGUCUUGGCGCGCGGGAUGGAGUGGACCCGGGAAGCCUCUGAGGGAGGCCAGGCCGAGGUCCGGUCCCCAGAAGAGCCCUUGGAAAGCCCGGAAAUGGAGCAGCCUCAGGUGGCCAUGGAGGCGACACAACCCAGGGUUCCCAACGGCAGCCCGAGGGCGGAGGGGGCCCGGCGGGAGGCGGCAGGGGCGGAGCUGCAGGAGUUCUCCGCAGAGGUGCCUCAGCCUCCUGCCCUGUCCUGUUCCCCGCGCGUUCCGCCGCUCAGCCUCGGCUACGGUGCCUUCCGCCGCCCGGGCUCAUGCAGCCGCGAGCUGCCAUCGCCGAGCCCCUCGUGGGCCGAACAGCCCCGGGACGGCGAGUCCGAGCCGCAGCCCUGGGCGGCGUCUGGAGAGCCCGCGCCCGGCUCCUGGGCGCCCGUGGAGCUGCAGGUGGACGUGCGCGUGAAGCCCGUGGGCGCGGCUGGGGCUAGUCGCGCUCCUUCGCCAGCGCCGUCCACGCGCUUCCUCACCGUGCCAGUGCCGGAAUCGCCAGCCUUCGCCCGCCGCUCGGCUUCCACGCUCCAGCGGCUGCCGCUCGCCCCGUCACCGGGCUCUACGUGGGGCCGAGGAUCGCCCCUUGCUGCGACCUCGACCGAGCAGGUGGGACCCGCUGAGGGCUGCCCGGUCUCCCCCGCCUGCCGCUGCCAGGAGCCCGGGCUGGCCAAAGAAGACGCUGCGCUGUUGCAGCGCGCAGGCUUAGACAGCAAGAAAUUACCCCGAGCCAUCGCGCUGAUAGGCCUGCCCCAGUACAUGAAGUCCCUGCGCUGGGCUCUGGUGGUCAUGGCUGUGCUGCUGGCAGUCUGCGCUGUAGCCAUUGUGGUUCUGGCCUCGAGAGGUGGAGCCAGGUGCCAGCCAUGCCCUCAAGGCUGGAUGUGGUCUCAGGACCACUGUUACUACCUCUCCGAAGAAGCCCAAGACUGGGAGGGCAGUCGGGCAUUCUGCCUAGCGCACCAUGCCACGCUGCCCCUGCUGAACCACACCCAGGACUUCCUAAGAAAAUACCAGAUCACCAAGGGCUUCUGGGUGGGGGCUCGACGAGGCCCCGAAGGCUGGCACUGGACUGACGGGGUCCCCUUGCCAUCCCAACUGUUCCCGGAAGACAGUGAGGACCACCCAGACUGGAGCUGUGGAGGUUUGGAAGAAGGCAGGCUUAUGGCUCUGGACUGCAGCUCCCCCAGACCCUGGGUCUGUGCAAGGGGAACAAAGUGACUUAGUCUCCUGUGGUAGCCAUGUCAGGAGCUGUGUUCACUGCUUUUGCUUUGGUGUGGCCAGAACACCUGACAGAAACAACUUCAAAGAGGCAAAAGUGAGCAAGCAGGCUCACCGAUUCAGAGGGUUUCCCCUGGUGGGGCUGCCCAGUUCUCAGCAGCAGAGGGAGUGUCGGAGCCAGGGGUGGGAACAACUUUCAAAGGUCUGUCACUGUUGACAUACCUCUACAAAUCAAGCUCUACCUCCUAAAGCUCCUACAGUCACCCCUAAAUCCAGCACUACGAGCUGGGAACAUUUUAUUCUCAUAGCAGAGCACACAGAACUUACUGUGUGGUCCAGGGAUUACAGAUGUGUUCCACCACACCCAGCCUACGGCUAACGCAAAUGCAAACUGCAUUCAGCUCAACUGUUCAAAAGUCCAAAAAAGACUGUCCUGAGAAUCUUAGCAAACUUCUAGCCUGAGCCUCUGUCAAAUUAAACACAAGUGGCACACUUCUAAAAUGAAAUGACAGAGUAACAUUUCCCACUUCAAGAGAGUAAAACGAAACUAGGCAGGAGAGGUUAGACCAAUA
Messenger RNA from Acomys russatus (golden spiny mouse), 1849 nucleotides. It is a transcript of the gene Klrg2, whose product is annotated as killer cell lectin like receptor G2. The record is from RefSeq and is a predicted model, not a curated record. NCBI's taxonomy places the organism in Eukaryota, Metazoa, Chordata, Mammalia, Rodentia, Muridae. The coding region runs from base 48 to 1277 and encodes 409 amino acids. The transcript has 5 exons.